GCGAAUUCGAAGUCGAAAUCGGCUCUUGGACAGGAGGUCCAUAAGAAAAGCAGAACUGGGCGUGUGGACAAAUGUAUUUUCAUACUUGGCCAGACCUCAUAAGCCUCAAGCAAGAUUGGUCGUGUUUUGGUGCCAUCUAGAGUUUGAUGUCUACUAUAGUUGGGCCAUUUUGGGCCACUUUCGCAUGGUAAAAGCCAGCCUGGUUCUGUAGUCCACCGAGUCUUCAGUAAAACAAUGGUUGGUAAAGGCUCAGAAUCCUAGGGGGUCUAGACGGGGUGCCUAUUCGGUCACGCACGAGGGCACUCCUUAAGCCUUAAGCGGUCGCGAACUAAAAACCAUCUGUAGAUCAGCCAGCCCAGAACCAUCCAGAACCUGUGUCAUGGCAGGUUGCACGUGUAAGACCCGUAUGUUCAUGUUGUAGAUCAGCAUGAGUUCCAGCUGCCGCCUCCAGCCGACUCGGUGAAGCAAGUUGGGCUCGGGCUCGCAGAGGGUGAAGACUUUGGAGUGAUGGAUGUGCAGGGAGAGAUGGAGAGAAGGGAGUCCAGCGUGGGCAGCGUCCAGUCCGACCUGGUCCAAGGUUCGGAGAAAGAGGAGUGCGAGGUGCGCCGGUGCCGCUCGGCGAUCCUCUACGAGGUGCCGCCAGACAUCGAGCACUCCCGAACUGCCAUGUGGAUUUUGAAGGAUGAUGAGGAUGACGAUGACACCGCGUUGGAUCCCUACGUCCGCUCCCGAACGGCGGUGGUGUUCCGCGGGGCAGGUGCUCAUGAAAGCGAGCCGCUUGAUGAGGGUGCCGAGCGCUCGCGGGAGGAGAUGAUCAUAGGUAGGCGGCGGCAACGGCCUUCCCGAACUGCCAUGUGGAUCGAGAAGGACCUGCCCAUGACGCCUGAACCGAGCUUCGAGCCCACUGGAAGCAAAGGCCUGUCUCGCAUCUUCAAUGCCAUCCGCGGAGCGUGAUGAGGCAUUCAGCCGGAGAACCUGUACAGAAAGGCCUUCUAUGCAGGACUUGGGACUCCGCACUUGUUGCGGCGGCGUUAGCCGCGGCGCGGCGUGAGCCGCGCUAUCGCGUAGACGCACGGGCGAAGGGGUGGCGAUCCCGACCCGUCACCCCUCUGCAGAUGUGCUGAAGUCUCAAGAUAUCUCAAGAAUUCUCGAGUGAAGCUCCUAAAAGCGCUGCAUUCCCAUGUUUGGAAACAAUCACCUGAACGGGUCAGCUAGGAUCAGAUUGACCACGGAAUUGUGCCAUGAGCACCCAACUUGCUGAAGCCUUCGUCCAGUUGCCGAAGCAAAUUAUCUUACAAGCAUCCAUCCAUCCAUCCAUGCAUGCAUGCAUCCAUCCAUCGUAACAUAACAUAACAGUGAUAAACCGCCCGCCCCUUGCCACUGGCCUUCUUUCAGACAGGCACGGCUUUUCACAGCACAAUGACAAGUGACAAGUGGGGUCCCUUUCCUACUUGCCUGAAGGCAUGUAAGUCUUUUGUGUUUCGGCACGGGCAACAAUCGUUCGCUGCUGAAACCCUUCGGCGCAUUUCAAGCAACUGACCUUGGGGCUGUGGGUCCCACUGAAACGCCC
Durusdinium trenchii is the source of this 1570-nucleotide messenger RNA. NCBI's taxonomy places the organism in Eukaryota, Dinophyceae, Suessiales, Symbiodiniaceae. The record is from the annotation of a GenBank genome assembly.